This is a messenger RNA of Dipodomys spectabilis (banner-tailed kangaroo rat), 1590 nucleotides long. RefSeq names its product serum/glucocorticoid regulated kinase 2 (gene Sgk2). Gene Ontology annotation, biological process: protein phosphorylation. The record is from RefSeq and is a predicted model, not a curated record. Gene Ontology annotation, molecular function: ATP binding; protein serine/threonine kinase activity. The coding region runs from base 196 to 1296 and encodes 366 amino acids. The transcript is spliced from 13 exons. Lineage: Eukaryota; Metazoa; Chordata; Mammalia; Rodentia; Heteromyidae.
CAUCAGCCAGCCCACUUGCUGCGGUUGCUGCUGCUGCCGCCGCCACCAGAAGCUCUGAGCUCUGUGCUGAGGGCACCAGGCACUAACACUUCGCCCUUGUUGGGAGAACAGAGAGAGGCUCUUGUCCACUGCCUGUGCUGGGCAACAACUGCUGCUUCUCCUAGAGGCCUCUCCUCGGGGCUGCACAGCUGCAGAAUGGCUUCCAGCCCAGCCGGGAUCUCUAGCCCCCAGCCAUCCACGGCCAAUGGGAACAUCAACCUGGGGCCUUCAGCCAACCCAAAUGCCCGGCCCACAGAUUUUGACUUCCUCAAAGUCAUUGGCAAAGGGAACUAUGGGAAGGUCCUACUGGCCAAGCGCAAGUCCGACGGGAUGUUCUAUGCAGUGAAAGUUCUGCAGAAAAAGUCCAUCUUAAAGAACAAAGAGCAGAGCCACAUCAUGGCUGAGCGCAAUGUGCUGCUGAAGAAUGUGCGACACCCCUUCCUCGUGGGCCUGCGCUACUCCUUCCAGACCCCAGAGAAGCUCUACUUUGUGCUUGACUAUGUCAAUGGGGGAGAGCUCUUCUUCCACCUGCAGCGGGAGCGCAGGUUCCUGGAGCCCCGUGCCCGGUUCUAUGCCGCUGAGGUGGCCAGUGCCAUCGGCUACCUGCACUCCCUCAACAUCAUUUACAGGGACCUGAAACCAGAGAACAUUCUCUUGGACUGCCAGGGACAUGUGGUACUGACAGACUUUGGACUCUGCAAGGAAGGUGUAGAGCCUGAGGAGACCACGUCCACCUUCUGUGGCACCCCUGAGUACCUGGCUCCUGAGGUGCUUCGUAAAGAACCUUACGACCGGGCUGUAGAUUGGUGGUGUUUGGGAGCUGUCCUCUAUGAGAUGCUGCAUGGCUUGCCACCCUUCUUCAGCCAAGACGUGGCUCAGAUGUAUGAAAACAUUCUGCACCAGCCACUGCAGAUCCCCGGGGGGCGGACAGUGGCUGCCUGUGACCUCCUGCAUGGCCUUCUCCACAAGGACCAGAGACAGCGGCUGGGCUCCAAGGCAGACUUUCUGGAGAUAAAGAACCAUGUGUUCUUCAGUCCCAUCAACUGGGAGGAUUUGUACCACAAGAGACUGACUCCACCCUUCAACCCAAAUGUGGCUGGACCUGCGGACUUGAAACACUUUGAUCCCGAGUUCACCCAGGAAGCUGUGUCCAAGUCCAUCGGCUGUACUCCUGACACUGUAUCCAGCAGCUCUGGGGCCUCAAGUGCAUUCCUGGGAUUUUCCUAUGCACCAGAGAACGAUGACUUCUUGGACUAAGAGAGAAGCAGCUGUGAAGCCACUGAGGCCACUAGUAACAGAGGGGAUUACCUUCAGCUCCUAGUCCCACACAAAGAGCUGGAUGCUUAAACAAGAAAUGGGUCUUUUUUUUUUUUUUUGGCCAUCCCAGGGACUUGAACUCUGGACCUUAGUGCUUAUCCUUGAGUUUCUUCAAAGGAUAGUGCUCUACACCUUAAGCUACAGUGACAUUUCUGGCCCUUUCUGAGUAGUUUAUUGUAGAUAAGAAUCUUAUGGACUUUCCUGCCCAGGCUGGCUUGGAACUGCAAUCCUCAG